Parnassius apollo (apollo) is the source of this 1500-nucleotide messenger RNA. The record is from the annotation of a GenBank genome assembly. NCBI's taxonomy places the organism in Eukaryota, Metazoa, Arthropoda, Insecta, Lepidoptera, Papilionidae.
UUGAGUGCUAAUCAGUCUUGUUUUACGAAGUUCGAAAAAAGCGGAGUCUCUAAAAUGCCGUCCGAAAUCCGGCGGAAAUGUUUCGUUUUCCUGCGAGAAAACCUUCUUACUCUACUCACCAUUAUCGGCGUGGUUGCCGGCACGAUAUUAGGAUGGGGGCUGAGAGCGUCUGGCCAUGAGUGGACGAAGAGAGAGGUUAUGUACUUCCAAUAUCCAGGAGAACUAUUCUUAAGGAUGCUUAAGUGUCUUAUAGUUCCACUUCUGGUAUCUUCUAUAGUGUCAGCUAUCGGGUCGUUGGAUCUUAGUCUGUCUGGAAAAGUCGGUCUCCGUGCAAUCAUUUAUUAUAUGACAACGACAGUGUGCGCUGUGAUGCUGGGAAUUGCUCUUGUUACCACCAUUAAGCCAGGGAAUGACCCUGAAGCGUACAGCCAGCCAAAUGUCACUAAAGUAAUCAAAAGGGAUACGCUGACGCCAGAUACUCUGUUGGAUUUAAUAAGGAAUGUGUUUCCAGAGAACAUUGCCCAGGCUACAAUCGCAUCUUACCGAACUAGAUUAGUUUACGACAUGAACGAUACCAACAUGAUUAAAGGUCAGUUAGAGACUUACAAGAUCGACGGAGAUUACCAGAAUGGCAGUAAUGUGCUGGGAUUGGUGUGCUUUAGCAUAGUUCUAGGCAUCACACUUGGAAAAAUGGGUGAUAAGAGUCGCCCGCUUCAAGAUUUCUUUCACACUUUUUCAGAAGCUAUGAUGAUUAUUACUGGAUGGGUGAUAUGGUUAUCUCCACUUGGUGUGUUCUUCUUAGUGACAGCUAAGAUUAUGGAAAUAGAUUCGUUUGCUGACUUAGUGGGUCGGUUGGGUCUAUACUUUAUGACUGUACUCCUCGGUCUUUUCAUACAUGGAUUCGGAACGCUCAGCAUUCUUUUCAUAUUAGCCACAAAGAAAUUACCCUGCCGUUACAUCGCUAAGAUGGGUCAAGUCAUGGCCACAGCUUUUGGGACUGCUUCCAGUUCAGCAACAAUGCCAAUAACAAUCGGAUGUUGUGAUGACAUGGGCUUAGACCCUCGCAUCACUCGUUUUGUUAUACCCAUCGGUGCGACGAUCAACAUGGACGGCACAGCACUUUACGAAGCCGUAGCGGCCAUUUUUAUUGCUCAGUUGAGGAAGGUUGAAAUGUCAUUUGGAAAGAUUAUUGCAGUGAGUGUGACAGCGACGGCGGCUAGCAUAGGCGCGGCUGGCAUUCCACAAGCAGGCUUGGUUACCAUGGUUAUGGUGCUCGACACCGUCAACCUGCCCGCUGAGGACGUCUCCAUCAUCCUUGCGGUUGACUGGCUGCUAGAUCGAUUCCGCACGACGAUCAAUGUCGUCUGCGAUGCAUUGGGAGCCAUUAUAGUAACCUCAUUAUCGCAAGGCGAUAUUGAGAAAGCACGCGUUGCUCAUGAAAAUGAUAAAGAACUAGCUCCCGCGCAUGAACUCACUGAACUUGAAAAGGGCGAACAUUGA